UCGAGCAACAUUUUCGCAGUUGACUGCGUCAGUUCCACUUUGACGGCUGUGAGAAAAAUUUCGUACAUUUAACGCGCGAAAUUUUCUCUAUUUUAGUGAAACAGCAACCUAGAAAACUUGUAGAAAAGUGCAAAAAAAGCUCAAUAAAUACAUAGAAUAGUGGCUACAGUUGCAGAAAACGGUAGUGCGUGCACAUAGUUGCAAAAUAAAAACUAUUAAGCGCAAAACUCUGAAGUGUGUGGUGUGAAAGCAGUGUUCUUUACGUGCUGCGUCGGUGUGUAAAAUUUUGUUUUGAAGACUUAAUUUUGCUGGAUUUCAUUAAUAACUAAUGUAUGGAAAUAUGAAUAAUGGUGGCCAUGCGCCAUACGGAUUCAAUGGUUAUAGACCGAGCGGUGGACGUAUGUGGGGCAUGUCCCAUUCCCUGCCAUCCGGCAUGUCACGUUAUGCGUUUUCACCGCAGGAUACAGAUUUCACCUCAUCGUAUCCAGGUCCAUCAAUGAAUCGGCGCGGUUAUAACGAUUUUUCAGGCGGCGGCGGCGGUGGUGGCGGUAGCGGAGGUGGUGGCGGCGGCAGUGCCAUGGGUUCCAUGAACAAUAUGGCACCCGCUGCCAGCACAAAUUCGCUGAAUUGUGGCAGCGGUGGCGGUGGCGGCGACGGACAUGAUGGCGGCGCGAAUGGCACAAAUCUAAUUGUGAACUAUCUGCCACAGGAUAUGACAGAUCGUGAACUCUAUGCUUUAUUUAGGACAAUCGGUCCGAUAAACACUUGCAGAAUAAUGAGAGAUUAUAAGACUGGCUACAGUUUUGGUUACGCUUUUGUUGAUUUCGCUUCCGAACGGGAUUCACAGCGAGCGAUAAAAAGCUUAAACGGCAUUACAGUACGCAAUAAGCGUUUAAAGGUUUCAUAUGCUCGUCCUGGCGGUGAAUCCAUUAAGGAUACCAAUUUGUAUGUUACGAAUCUACCACGUACAAUAACCGACGAUCAAUUGGAUACCAUAUUCGGUAAAUACGGUAUGAUUGUACAAAAGAAUAUACUGAGAGACAAAUUUACGGGUAAAGCGCGUGGCGUUGCAUUUGUAAGAUUCAAUAAGCGCGAAGAAGCGCAAGAGGCAAUUUCCGCACUGAACAAUGUCAUACCCGAAGGUGGAUCUCAGCCGCUCACCGUGCGCCUAGCCGAGGAGCAUGGCAAAGCGAAAGCGCAGCAAUAUAUGUCACAGCUGGGACUGAUCGGUGGCGGUGGCGGCGGCGGCGGCGGUGGUGGUGGCGGUAUGGGUGGUCCACCACCACCACCCAUGAAUAUGGGAUACAACAACAUGGUGCAUAGAGCUAUCCAGCAAUUGUACAGUACAGAUAUUAAGCGCGCUCUUUCACAACAAUUACAUAUAUUUAGCUGCAUGUAAAAGAAAUACAAAAAAAUAGAUCCGAAAAAACUGAAAUACUAGCAUUUAAGUGUGAAGCUAUAGAGAAAUUACUAUAAAAAACACAGAAAGAGAGUAUUUAAUUAAAAAAGUAAUUUUUAAGUACAUAAACGUAAAAAAAACCGAAGAAAAACUGAACUAAAACUCAAAAUUUGCAUAAAUUUCAUGUAUCUUCCUGCGAUUGUCAAUACUAAUUAAUAAUACAAAUUUAAAAUAAUAUAAACUAAAAAUCAUAUAUAGAUUAUUUCAUAAAAAAUCUAGCGUGAACAAUGUAAUAAAUUAUAUAUAUAUAUAUGCAUACAAACUCUGAUAAAAAUCAUAAAAACAAAAUUAUAAAAUGCAUGAAAUUCUAAAAUUUGUGCAAACAAAAUACUGUAAUUGAUUUAAUUCACGUUUUGUAUAUUUUUUCCGGUCUAGAGCAAAUUUAAAAACGUAUAGAAAACACAAUAGUAGUUAUAUACAACAAUACAAUAGAAAAAUGUGUACUUAUAUAUACAUAUGUGUGCAUACUUUUGUAUAAACCGAACUGUAUGUGCUGAUGCAGACGUUGAAAAAAAAAAAAACAAAAAAUUGAAAAAAUUAAAAUUAUUGAAACAUUUUGUUAUGAUUCUAAAGAAAAAAUGAAGAAAAUAAAAAUAUGAAAGUAAUUAAUUAAUCAAAUGCAUUUUAUUUGCAUGCAUUAUGCGAAAAAUGGGCAUAUUGGUAAGUAAAUAUACGAUUUUCCUGCAAUUUAGCGAUUUUCAUUAAAUCAGUAUGCCGGAUUUUCGUAAAAAUAAUUAAAAUUCCAUUAAAAAGCAUUAAUUUUAUGUCAAAACAAUCAAAUUGCAGCAUUAAUGCAAAAUCCGCACUAAUACUGCUGCAUUUGCCUGCAUUUGCGCGUAAACCAGCGCCGGCAGCGACGUCGGCGUUGUUAAAAACGACCGGCAGCGAACCAAAUUUGAAAUUUCGCUGAAAGCACUAGGCGCACAGAAAUGCCAGCAGGCAGCUGCCGCCCAGAAAAAUAAAUUUGCCACCAAUUAUGUUGCAUGCUUUCAGGCGUUACAUGACCACCGCACAGCCAUGAGCCAUUCACAAUGCACGUGUGAAUUGCCGUCGCACAUGUGUUUCGCACGCACACAGCAUGCUUUGAGGGGCAUGCAUUUUUGCAAAUUUGUGCGUCGCUUGCUGGCAUUUCUGUGCGCCUGGUGCUUUGGGUGGGAUUUUAAAUUCAGAUUUGCAGCCGGUCGUUUUGCUGACGCUGACGUCGCUGCUGGCGCAGGUUUAUGCGCAAAUGCAGGUAAAUUCGUCGGUAUUAGUGCGGGAUUUUGCAUUAUUGGUGGAAUUUAGCUGUUUUUGCCUACUAUUAAUGCUUUUUGAUGGAAAUUUAAAUAAUUAAUGAAAAUCAAUUCCGAAAUUUCGAUUUUAGUGCAGAUUUUGCUGUUUUUGUAUAAAAUAAAUGCCUUUGAUGGAAAUUUGACUUUUUUUUGUAAAAAUCCCGAAAUCCCGAUUUUGGCGCAGAUUUUUCUCGGGAUUUGCAUGGGAUAUUACUUGAAUUAAUGUGCUUUCGCAUGGAAAUAAGGGCUUUUAUGAAAAAAUUAAUUUUUUAGUGAAAAUCCCGAAAUCUCGAUUUCGAUGAUCGGGAUUGGUUCGGGAUUUUUCAUUAUUGGUGCAAUUAAAUUGUUUUUGCAUAAAAAUAAUGCUUUUGGAAGGAAAUUUAUUUUUUUUUUGUGAAAAUCAAUCCCGAAAUCACGAAUUUGGCGCAGCUUUUUUAGCACGUGAUUUCGCUCGAUUGGUGCCAUUCAGCUGUUUUUGCAUAAAAAUAAUAUUUUUCCUAAGGAAAGAAUUUUUUGGAAAAAUCCCGAAAAUACUUGUUUAACACUUUUUUCAGCACUUCGCUUAUUUUUAAUUCACUGCUAUAUGUUUUUUAUAAAAAUUAGUUAUCAAACAUUUAUUGUAUUAAUAUAUUUUCGUCAUUUUACAUAUUUUUUUUAUUUUUUUUUGUUCUAAAAAAUCGUUUUUUACUUAAAUUUUUAAUAUUUCUACUGCAAUAUUUCGAUACUGUCGCAUAUAAAGCAAUAAUAUAUAUAACACUAAUUAUUUUAAAAAAAUUUAAUACCGGAAAAUACAAAAAUUCUAAAUUUUAGAUUUUUUGCCAAAAUUUAGUAAAAUUCAAAACUUUCAGAUGGUAUUAAUUUUCGAAUUAAUACCAAAUUAACUACCCCUAAAAAAAAAUUAAAUAUACUCUAAAUUAACACUAUUCUGCACACUUCAUCGUCAUUAAUGGAAUGUUUUACACCACUAAUUUACACUUUUUACGUCACGUGGUCGUACCGUAAACAUUAGCGGAUCUUUCGUACGCAUGGUCACUUCAUUUGAUAGUUUGAGCUCCUGCGUAGCAUCGCCUGCAUAUUCCAUGUUGAAACUAAGUAAAAUAUACACUACUGUCACUUUCAUCUGCAGCAUGGCGUAUUUUUGACCCAGACAACUACGUGGACCCGCCGAAAAUGAGGUGAACGUAUACGGAUUUAGUUUUGCGCUAUUUUCACACGCCACCUCCUCGAAGCGUUCCGGUUUGAAUGUGUUCGGAUCGUCAUAAACUUCAGAUAGACGACCAAAGAUCAAAGGUGAAAAGCCAAUAUUUGCGCCGGCCGGUAUUAUGUGAUCAUCUAGUAUUGAAAAUAGAAUGAUGAAAUUAUGCAUUAAUUUUUCAUAUUAAAAAUAUAAACAUACUAAUUUUGGUCUCUUCCAAGGCUUUGCGUCCGAUCAGCGCCACCGGUGGAUACAUGCGCAGCGACUCCUUAAUGCACAAAUCCACGUAGUGCAACCGAUUGAGGAGCUCGCGACUGACCGAGAUCGCGUCAAUUUCAGUACCGAAAACGCUGCGUAUCUCCUCGUAGCAUUUGCGCUCCCACUCACGAUUCGUGGCUAUACAGUAGAAGAAGAACAUUAACGCCGAGGAUAGCGUAUCGUGACCGGCGAAUAUGAAUGAUUGCACCUCCUCGAGUACAUCGACAUUGCUCAGCGACUGGCCAUCGAUAGUAGAGUUUAGUAGAAUGUCCAAUAAAGUUUUCCUGCGUUUUGAACCAGCCGUUUGCUGAUUGUCCGCUUCGAGCACUUGUUGUUCCUUCGGCGCGUGCAUCAACUCGUUGCGUCGCUGCAGUAUUACCUGUUCCGCGAAAUCAUUUAUUACGGCAAGUGCUCGUUUAGCUUCUUUUGCUUUCGAUGUGCAGCGAAAGAUGAAAUCAAAGUAAUAUUUCAGAUCGUACAUGCGUAGGUGUAUUAUUCCCACGAGACUGUGUAAAAUAAAAGGGACUCAAUGUGUUAAAUUAGGGUAGAAGGGCUGUGACAUGAAAUCAGAGAGAGAGACAAAUAAAGCUAAAUUAUGCAUAGGGAUCGGGUCAAACCUCUCAUAGAAUUUGGGAAGCCCAGAAUGAAUUUGCCCAUCUUUGACUUCGGACGACCCCCAGCAGGCCCAAUAAUACAAAACGAAACUAAGAACCAAACAAGAUCCCGAAAGAUCAAAAGUCCUUUAAAGUACCACUUUGAGGACGAUUGAUGGGAGUUGGAGAAAAUAAUAUGAAUUGGGAUCGGACGAUCCAUCAAGAAAUUUAGAAAGCCGAUAAUGAAUUUGCCCAACUUUCGACUUAGGACGGCCACGAGCAGGCUGUGGUUCAGACUUGCCGAAUGUGAAAUUUCUUUGUACGUUUAAACUUAAUCUUACUAAACAAUUUUCGAUUUUGACUCACCUUUCCAAUGCCUUAACGUAUUCACAAUCCGCAUUACGUUGCGUCUGUAUAUGUACACCCAUCGCAGUAUCUGAAAUUAUAAAUAUGAAAGAAGCACAAUCAAUAUAUAUGUAUUUGUAUAGCUUAAACCUAACCGGUCGCACAGCGUAACCUACCGCAAAUCGUAUCCAACGUGCACAAACCCAAAAAGUGGCGCAGCUCAAAGGGUCGACCUUCAGCGCAUAGUUCGUUCAAUUGCUGCACCAACACCAUUGAAUGUUUCUGAAACGAACUGAGAAAGUCUUCCAGCAUCUUGAAGUGGAAUGUCGGUGAUACGAGUUUACGACGCUGUUGGUAUUUACAUCCAUGCGACAGCAGCAAUCCAUCGUGCAACCAGCAUUUCAAGCAACGAUAUUGAUCCGAUUUAACUGUCAGUUUAUUUGAGCUGAGCAAAACUUCAAUGUCGUUCGGAUCCUGCAUGACUAUAACCAACUCGGUACCGAGCCACAAGCGAUACGUCUUACCAUACUUUUCAAUCAUUUCCCAGCCGAGACGUACAAACUCAUCUGCUUUGAUAUUAGCAAAGGUGAGCGCAUUGCCGAUGAGGGGCAAUGCCGGUGGACCGGUAAAACGGCUGGCUAAGGCGUAGAGACGUCCAUAUUUUGCAUAGCAGUAAGUGAGCAAUGCGCCAAAGGAACUGAUGACGAGUGUCACGACAACAGCAAACAUGUCGGUAGUUUCAAUUUAUUUGAUAUAUGUAUGUAUAUGUUUUUUUACUAAAUUAAGUUAGACUAAUCUUAAAAUAAAAUUUUCGCGUUUUCGCGGUCCGUGCACACACAUAUCACUUUGAAUGUUUAGAAAUCACUGGCUGUGAACGGUGGGCGCGCAAACACAUUUAUACUGCUUAGCCAGCUUCCACGACCCACAUACACACACACAAGCAUUGAACUUGAUCGAUAUUGAACGACUAGAGCUAAUAUAUAUUAUUAAACUUUAAUUUAAAUAAACAAAUUCAACAUAUGCAAAGCCUUAUGUGGAUCAAUACUCGUUAAUCGUUCUAAUAGUAUUUAAGCAGCUUAAACAUGGAAGAUCAUUCGCUUUAUUUGUUAGGCUCAAUAAUAGUCAAGUUCAUGAAUGAACAAGACGAUGUCUAUACCAGUUUUGGAUCAAUAAAAUUCUGAGAAGUAAAAUAAAGUGAAUUGUAGUAUUUAUUUAUUGGCUCAAGGGUUCUCUCUUAGUGACGACGGAUUCCAGCUAAAGCUCGGACGACUGUAACGGUUACAAAUUUAGGAUUUUUUAAUCAAUGUGAGUAGAAUUUGGGAAUUCUCCUGAAUUUAUAUUUAUUAAGUUCGAGUGAUUUCGACGAAAGUUCCACAAGCUAAAUUAGUGCUGUUUGGAUUAUUCAAUCACAAUGUGGAUAAUUUUUUAAUUUAAUUUUUUCCCGGCGUUCGUCUAAAUCUCUACUUAUCAGCAGUAUCUGAUGUGUUUACCGAACUAAAAUGUGUUCACGAACCGUUAGAGACUGCGAAUUUGUGACUCUAAAGAUCCGAAAGUGUGAACAAGACUUUGUUAUUAUGUUUCAAUUUAAUAAAUUAUUAUUUUUAGGAUUUUGAAUUUAUAGACUCACCCUCAUACAUAGAUAAGAGAUCAUUUUGAACUUUGUUUGUCAAUUCUUCGAAGAACUGCCCUUAGUAAGAGCUAAUGGGGAGGAGUGCAGGAGAUGAAGAGCGUUGGUUUCAACUCAAGCCAUUGGCCGUAUCUGAUAAUAUAAUUGCCUAAGAAAUGAAAAGCUCUGCAGAUAAUGAGCUCUACGUCUCAGCUGAUGAAUAUGGAUCAGAAGCGACACGUUUUUUGUUUUAAAGAAGUCGAACGAGUGUGUAUUACGUAGAGUAAAGUUAUUACAAAAACAAUAUCAAUUCCACGUCUUGACUGAUUCUGUUUAUUAGUUUGACAUGGACAGAAUGUUGUCCAUUGUGACGCAGUGGCAAUACACUCUCAAACAUUUCCGCUUGCUGUACAGGUUUUUAUAAAAAAAUAUUGCAUUUGUUUUAAACCUAUUACAAUAAAAUGUUAUAUAUUUUUCUCUUGUUUACAAAAACAAGUGUUUACGUGUGAGAUAUAUAUUUUGAGUUGUGUUGCCAAGCAGGUUCGUCUUUGGCUGACUGUCUAGCUUGUGAAUUAACAUUUUGUUGCUUUACAUAUUAGGCUUUUAGUUGAUAAGAAUUUAUUAUGUUUUGUAAUUAUUCGUUUUCAAAAUUAAUUUUUAUGUAUAAACGGGAAACACGAAAUUCUCAGUUCACAAAAACCCAUUUAAUAAUGUAAAUAAUAUACAUAUGUACAGUCAUGUGAAAAAUAAUAGGGACACAUGAUCUUAUUUCACAAAAUGAUCAACAUUUUUUCUUUGAUAACGGUUCUUCACUUCCCUGACAUCCCACCAAACAAUUACAUGUUACAUUUUUGAUAAUUUUUUUUAUUUUUUUUUUACCUAUUUUCAAGCAGUGUCCCUAUUAUUUUUCACAUGACUGUAUGUGUCUGAUGCAUAAAAAACAUAAAGGAGAUUAGGGUGGUCCUUAAUUACAAAAAAAAAAGUUCAGAAACUAGUGGAAAAUAUCAAAUGCAAUUUUGAACCCGAAUGAAAAUGGAGAGUAUUGGCAAAAUUUAAAAAUAGUGUCUACUAUCAAAGUCAGAAAUUAAAAAAUCGGCCAAUAUAAUUCAGCAAUUCGAAGGAAAGAGAUUUCGAUCGAACAAGUGAUCUAGUACGACAAAUAUGUUACGUCAAGUUAUGGAGAAGAGAUUAGACCAAAGGAACUUGACAACUUAUGACACGACAAAACUUAAAAAAAAAAUACAAAACCAUUCGAUUUUUUGCAAAGGAAUGAGCCCUACGUACAUAUAUUUAAAGCAGAGGUAGGUAUCCUACAUGAAGAAUUUUAUAAGUAAAGUAUUGUUAAAUAGUAUAAAAUUAUUAAUAAGUUUCUGAUAUUAGUUUCAUUAGGUCAAUCAAUUAAUACUUUCCCUGUGACGCAAUGGGAACGUUCAGCUAAUUUAACGAUUAAUGAGUAUUCUCUCUAGUAAACCCUCGGUUUCAAACGGAACAACAAAGUAUCUUAGGUACGCAGUAUAAUAUAUAUAUAUAUAUAUAUACCAGCUGUAAGUAUCGGCCCUUUAGUGCAAUCGCCUACGAACUCGAUCUCAUAAUGACACAAUAUAUAUGGAAGUUUUUAUACUACUAAUUUACACUUUUUACGUCACGUGGCCGUACCGUAAACAUUAGCGGAUCUUUCGUACGCAUGGUUAAUUCAUUUGAUAGUUUGAGCUCCUGCGUAGCAUCGCCUACAUAUUCCAUGUUAAAACUAAGUAAAAUAUACACUACUGUCACUUUCAUCUGCAGCAUUGCGUAUUUUUGACCCAGACAACUACGUGGACCCGCCGAAAAUGAGGUGAACGUAUACGGAUUUAGUUUUGCGCUGUUCUCACACGCCACCUCUUCGAAGCGUUCCGGUUUGAAUGUGUUCGGAUCGGCAUAAACUUCAGGUAGACGUCCAAAGAUCAAAGGUGAAAAGCCAAUAUUUGUACCGGCCGGUAUUAUGUGAUCAUCUAGUUUUGAAAAAAAAAGGAAACAUUAAACGAAACUUGAAUAUUUUUAAUGUGAAAAAUAAACUUACUAAUUUUGGUCUCUUCCAAGGCUUUGCGUCCUAUCAACGCCACCGGCGGAUACAUGCGCAGCGACUCCUUAAUGCACAAAUCCACAUAGUGCAACCGAUUCAAGUGCUCGCGACUGACCGAGAUCGCGCCGACUUCCGUACCGAAAACGCUUCGUAUCUCCUCGUAGCACUUGCGCUCCCACUCACGAUUCGUGACUAUACAGUAGAAGAAGAACAUUAACGCCGACGAGAGUGUAUCGUGACCGGCGAAUAUGAAGGUUUGCACCUCCUCGCAUAUGUCGACAUUGCUCAGGCACUGUCCGUUGAUCGUUGAGUUGAGUAAGAUGUCCAAGAAGGUUUUCCUGCGUUUUAUGCCUGCCGUUUGCUGCUUGUCCGCUUCGUGCACUUGUUCCUUCGCUUUCGGUGCGUACACCAACUCGUUUCGUCGCUGCAGUAUUACCUGUUCCGCGAAAUCAUUUAUGACGGCGAGUGCUCGUUUAGCUUCUUUUGCUUUCGAUGUGCAGCGAAAGAUGAAAUCAAAGUGAUAUUUCAGAUCGUACAUGCGUAGGUGUAUUAUUCCCAUGAGACUGUCGAAAAUUAAAAAGACUCAAGGUGUUAAAUUUGAGUGGAAAGGCUGUGACUUCAAAGCAGAAGCGAUCGUAUGAUACCCUGGAAGGUUAAGAAAGUCCAUAGAGGUACCACUGACGACGAUUAAUGAGAGUUAGUCAAACAAAAUUAUGGAUAGUGAUAAACAAAUACAAUUGUGGAUAGGGAUCGGAUUGGAUCGAAUCUCUCAUGAAAUUUAGGAAGCCGAUAUUGAAUUUGCGCAACUCUGACUUCGGACAACCCCCAGCAGACUGUGGUUCAGACAUACCGUUAAAAAAAGUAUACAAAACAAAACUGAGUACUAAAUAAUACCCCGAAAGGUCAAAAGUCCUUUAAGGUAAGUUAGACAAGAAAAAUAGGGAUUGGUAUCGGACGACCCCUUAAGUAAUUUAGGAAGCCAAGAAUGAAUUUGUCCAACUUUGACUUCGGAUGACCACGAGCAGCCUGUUAUACAGACAUGCCGAGGCAAACGAGGUAACUCACCUUUCCAAUGCCUUAACGUAUUCACAAUCCGCAUUACGUUGCGUUUGUAUGUGUACACCCAUCGCAGUAUCUGGAAAAAAGCACAAUCACUAUAUAUAUUAGGCAUAAUCUGUCACAUAGCGCAACCUACCGCAAAUCGUAUCCAACAUGCAUAAACCCAAAAAGUGGCGCAGCUCAAAGGGUCGACCUUCAGCGCACAGUCCGCCCAAUUGCUGCACCAACACCAUGGAAUGUUUCUGAAAGCAACUCAAGAAAUCUUCCAGCAUCCUGAAGUGGAAUGUUGGCGACACGAGUUUACGACGCUGUUGGUAUUUACAUCCAUGCGACAGCAACAAUCCAUCGUGCAACCAACAUUUCAUACAACGAUAUUGAUCCGAUUUAAUCGCCAGUUUAUUUGAGCUGAGCAAAACUUCGACGUCGUGCGGUUCGUGCAUGAUUAUAUUCAACUCGGGACCGAUCCACACGCGGCACGUCUUGCCAUACUUUUCAACCAUUUCACAACAGCGACGUACAAACUCAUCUGCUCCGAUGUUGACGAAGGUAAGCGCAUUGCCAAUAAUGGGCCAUGCCGGUGGGCCGUUAAAACGGUUAGCUAAAGCGUAGAAGCGUCCAUAUUUUGCGUAGCAGUAUAUAAGUAAUGCGACUAAGGAACUGAAAACGAGUGCUACGGUACUCGCAAACAUCUCGAUGGUCUCAAAUUUUUUAAUUUUUUUAAAUUAAAUUAAGUUAAGAGUAAUAUUGUUGUUGU
This is a messenger RNA of Zeugodacus cucurbitae (melon fly), 10602 nucleotides long. Its product is annotated as sex-lethal homolog. Lineage: Eukaryota; Metazoa; Arthropoda; Insecta; Diptera; Tephritidae. Gene Ontology annotation, biological process: alternative mRNA splicing, via spliceosome; sex determination. The record is from RefSeq and is a predicted model, not a curated record. Bases 329 to 1399 code for a protein of 356 amino acids. Gene Ontology annotation, molecular function: mRNA binding. Gene Ontology annotation, cellular component: ribonucleoprotein complex; cytosol. The transcript is spliced from 9 exons.